Messenger RNA from Bactrocera oleae (olive fruit fly), 1200 nucleotides. RefSeq lists its product as uncharacterized. Gene Ontology annotation, molecular function: odorant binding. The record is from RefSeq and is a predicted model, not a curated record. Gene Ontology annotation, biological process: sensory perception of smell. Lineage: Eukaryota; Metazoa; Arthropoda; Insecta; Diptera; Tephritidae.
UAUGAGGGCUAUCGGCAAGAUAUAUAAAGUUUUCAGCUGAUAUAAAAGUACAACGGCGUUGUGAGAUAAAUUUAGAGAUCAUUUCGUGUUCGACUCUAGUGGUUUUACUUGUGCGUUUGUAAAAGUUAAAGUGUAAAUUGUUUAAAAUGAAGUACUUCUUGGUCUUUCUGGCUAUCUGCAGUUUAGUCAUCUCCUUUAGUGAGGCAGAAGAAUUUUUGGAGAAAGUUAAGAAAAUCGCUGAAGAAUGUAAAGUCCAAGUUGGUGCAAGUGAUGAGGAUGUAGCAGGAGUGUUCAAAUAUGAACCGGCAGCUAAUGACAAAGCAAAGUGUCUUAAUGCCUGCUGCAUGCAAAAACUGGGUAUUUUGGAUGAAAAUCACAAGCUGGUCGAAGCUGGAGCUAUAGAGUACAUAAAGCAGGUAGCCGCUGGGGAUGCAGAGUAUGAGAAGCAGAGCAUGGAGGUUCUUAACGAAUGCAAGAACACUCCGGAAAGUAGCAAUGAAUGUGAGUACGCUGAAGCUUUUCGUGUAUGCGUUAUCGAGAGUUCGAAGUCCAAAGGCAUUAAGAUUUUACCUCAAUUUGAAAAUAACGUGUGGAUAAUUAUAAACAUGAAGCUCUUUAACAUUUGCCUAAUUGUUUGUGUAGCGCUUAUAUCAAAUGCUAAGUGCGGUCACGAAGAGGCAAAAGCAGCUGCAGAGGAGUGUAAGGAUGAAGUUGGUGCAACAGACGAUGACGUUGAGACGAUUUUGAAGUUCGAACCAGCUGAGACUAUGGAGGCGAAAUGUCUGCACGCAUGCGUCAUAAAAAGAUUCGGUGUGAUGAAUGGCGAUGGCAAGAUUGAUAGAGAUAAAGCCAUGGAGGUUUUGACAAUUAUCACUAGUGGCAAUGAAGAGCAACAUGCCUUGGGCGUGGAAGUUCUAGAAGCAUGUGCUGACAUUGAUGUAAACGACGAUCAUUGUGAAGCAGCUGAGGAAUAUCGCACCUGCAUGCAUGCCAAAGCUAAGGAAAAUGGCUUUGUAAUGGGGCGUGUUUAAAUUUGAUUUAACUAGACGACAAACUUGGAUAUACAUAAUGGCGAUUUUGACUUAUAAAUUAAUAUUCAUUAACCAUAUUUUAAGUUCAACUGUUUUUCUGUACUAUCUGUUUUAAAAUUGCUAGAAAAGUGUAAUGGUUUAGUAAAUAAAAAUUUAUACUAACAUAGAA